Messenger RNA from Dimorphilus gyrociliatus, 4143 nucleotides. The record is from the annotation of a GenBank genome assembly. NCBI's taxonomy places the organism in Eukaryota, Metazoa, Annelida, Polychaeta, Dinophilidae.
GUUCAAGCAUUUCCGCUUUGGAAUGCCUUGAUAUUUAAAGAUUUUUAGGAUAAAUUUUAAAAAUUUAUUCCUUUAGACAGCUUAAUUUUUAGAAAUUUCCUCAUAAACUUCAGUAACUUGUUGUGACAUAUUGUUUUGUUUGACUGAUAUUGAACCGAUUGGUUUAAAACUUGAGAUAUGGCAGAAGUAGAUUCGGUUACUUUGGCCACUAUCAAUUACUACAUUAGAGAAAAGCAGUGGCGUCAUGCCCAAAGUGCUGCUCAAGAGGGUCUAAGGAAAUAUAACAAUGACUCAGUUCUUCGGUUCUUUAAUGGAUUUACAAUGGUUUUAGAGGACCGUGUACAAGAUGGUAUGAGAGAAUUAGAAUCUCUAUUAGGGAAGAGAGACGUUAAUUUGUGCACCUAUAUUGCCUUAAUGUACGCUCAUAAAAUAUGUCGAAGUGUUGAUAAGGAAGCUCUUAUUCAAUUAGACGAAAAAUUAAAGUCAGAGAGAAAGCAAGCGGGAGAAAGGGGUUUAUUCUAUGCUGGUACAGUAUUAUAUCAUCUUGGUAAACCAGAUAAAGCAAGGGAAUAUAUAGAUAGAAUGCUUAAACAGAAUGCAGAGUCCAAAGACGGUUUGGCUCUAAGAGGUUGGAUAGAACUAGAAGCUGGAAGAGAUUCGAAAAAAGCAGUAAAAUACUUUGAUGAAGCUUUAGGUCAAGCAGGACAAAAGGAAGUUGAUGCUCUAUUUGGUAAAGCUAAAUUUUUCGAACAACGUAAAAACUAUUCCGGAGCUAUUGAGCUAAUCAAUCAGAUUGUUGUCUCCGUUCCAAAAAUGGUUGCUGCACUUGUUGAAAAGAUGAAACUUCAAUUAUCUCUUCAGGACUGGGAUUUAGCAAUAGAUGUUGCUCAGAGAGCAUUAGUAAUCGAUUCAGGCUGUUUAGAAGCAAAUCGUUUUAUAAUCCUACAAAUUUUGUGUAGAGAAGGAAACUACGAAGAAGCUGGGAAUCUUAUAGGAGAAUUAUUAGGGCAUAUGGAACGAACCGAACCGAAGAAUGCCUACCUAUUUAAUGAAUAUAGUAAAACAUUUUCAAGAUUGAGUGGUAGAAGUCCACACAUUUUACAGCAAACCUACGCUCUCCAGGAAAAAGCAGUUUCCAUACAAAAUACUAAAUCUGAAUAUUUGAAUGAAUUAGGAUUGCAAAUGUUCAUGCAAGGUCGAGUUAAAGACUCUCUAAAAUGUUAUAGAAAUGCCAUGAAAUACGAUGAAAAUUCUGUUGCUGCUCUUACGGGAGUUAUUCGAUGUCAAUUGCAAGAAGAUCAAUUGAAUGAUGCUUCGCAACAAUUGGAAUUUUUAAAUGAAAUUCAACAAAAUAUCGGAAAAAGCCCGGAAUUAUGCUUCUUAACUGCGAUAUUGGCUAGGAAAAAAGGAAAAUCUCCAGAAACUGUUAUAGAUUUAUUAUCUGAAGCAGUAGAGUUACACUUUGCAAAUCUAAGGGGAUUGGUUUUGGGAACUGAUUAUUUUUACAACUUCAACCCUGACUUUUUGAUCGAAAUUGUUGAAGAAUAUAUGAACUACGCUCCCCAACAACCUCCUACCGCAAAGGGUCAACCAAUUGAUCCUGUCCUUAAGAAAUGUUCAUUUAUUCUUGAUCCAUUGACAAAAAAUAUCCCUGGUAGUAUGGAGGCUCUGUUUCUAAUGGCGAAAGUAAAGUACCUUACUGGAAAUAUUGAUAUUGCUCAAGGAACUUUGAAAAAGUGUUUGGAUAUUGACAGUACAUUCUCCGAUGGUCAUGUUCUUAUGGCUCAAAUUUACUCUCAUCAAGGAAAUUUUAAAUUGGCAAACCAAUCCUUGGAUUAUGGUUUGAGUUACAACUUUGAAGUGAGAGAGCAUCCAUUAUAUCAUCUCAUCAAAGCGAGAAUUUUCAAAAAACAAGAGGACUAUGAACAAGCUAGGAAUACGUUACAAGCUGCUAUGCAACUACCAGGAGUAAAAUCAAACAGCCAACAAACUAAUAAAAAGAAAAUUUCUAUCUCAACUAACGAUCGUGUGUCGGUUUUCUUAGAAUUGGCAGAAGCUCAUAGACACUUGGAUGAACAACAUGAAGCUGCAAAGGUAAUGCAAGAUGCUCUUAAUGAAUUCCAAGGAACCCCUGAAGAAAUUAGGAUAACAGUUGCUAAUUCGGAUUUGGCUUUGGCUAGGGGAGAUGUAGAAGGAGCCCUUGCUAUGUUGAGAAAUGUUGCGCCUGAUCAAGCAUAUUUCGUUCAAGCUAGAGAGAAAAUGGCUGAAAUUUACUUGAAUUAUAGAAAGGAUAAGCGUUUGUACGCUUCUUGUUACAGAGAACUAGUUGACAAACAUCCUAGCCCAGAGACAUGCUUACUCUUAGGAGACGCUUAUAUGGCUAUUCAAGAGCCGGAAAAAGCAAUAGAAGUAUACGAAUCGGCAUUAAAGAAGAAUCCUCGCGACUAUGGCCUGGCUCAAAAAAUUGGACAAGCCCUAGUUAAAACUCAUAAUUAUAAUAAAGCAAUCAAUUAUUACGAAGCAGCAUUAAAGGCUGGAGGUCAAGCUCGAUUACGUUUCGAUCUUGCAGAACUUCUUGUAAGAAUUAGACAGUAUGAUAAAGCUGAAAAAGUACUAAAUCAAGCUCUGGAGGCUGAAAAUAAUGCAACUGAGUUUGAUAGUCUCAUAAGUCAGAGUAAAUAUUAUAUUCUGCUAUCUCAAUUGUAUGCUAAGAGAGUCAACUCUUUGGAAAAUCAAAAUCAAUGCAUUGCCUAUCUUCAAAAAGCAAAAGAUGUUCAAAACAGAGUUUUAAGAAGAGUUACUAUGGAGCAACCUGACAGUUUAGCCGAACAGAAAAAUCUAGCUGCCAAAAUUUGUAAACAAAUGGCUGAAAAUGCUUAUAAUGAAAGAGAUUUUACGAAAGCAAUACAAAUUUACAAAGAGGCUCUUACCCAUGCCGAAAAUGAUGGAAAGCUAAUGUUAGAGCUUGCCAAGUUGUAUUUAACGACUGAUAAUUUAGAUGAAUGCCAACACUUGUGUAUGAGUCUUCUAAAGAAAGAUGAAGAAACUGAUGCAGCAACCAUUAUGAUGGCUGAUGUAAUGUUUAGAAAAAAGGAUUAUGAGCAAGCCACAUAUCACUUUAAACAACUUUUAUCAAACCGUCCAGAUAAUUUUGAAGCGUUAGAAAGACUUGUCGAUUUAAUGAGGAGAGCAGGGCAGUUGGAAGAUGUUCCAAAAUUUUUAGAGAUGGCUGAAAAAGCUAGUUCAAGGGCCAAUAUUGAAGCUGGCUUUAAUUAUUGUAAAGGAUUGUACUAUUGGUAUGCAGGAGAUCCGACUACAGCCUUAAAUCUUUUUAACAAAGCUAGAAAAGAUAGUGAAUGGGGAUUAAAAUCUAUGUACAAUAUGAUUGAAAUUUGUCUAAAUCCUGACAAUGAAACACUUGGUGGAGAAGUAUUUGAAGCAGUUGAUGCUGAUCCAUCAGAAAGACAAGAUACGGAACAAUUUGCUGCUAUGAAAACUGCAGAAAAGUUUAUUAAAGAGUUGAAACCUAAACAAAAUGAUUUGAAACCAGUAAUUUUACAUUGCAUGUGGUUGAUAGCGACCAAGAAGCGACAGAACGUUGACGAGGCUGUCAAUACAUUAAGCGAAUUAGUAAUGGAAGAGCAGCAAUCUAAGGAAAAUGUCGAGGCUCUACAUGGUAUGGCCGUGGCUUUUGUUGGUAUGAAACAACAACAAAAAGCUAGGAAUUUUUUGAAGAGAAUUGCUAAAGCACCUUGGAAUAUGGAGGAUGCCGAGGCUUUGGAAAGGUCAUGGCUCUUACUCGCUGACAUGCACAUUCAAACUGGAAAGCACGAUUUAGCUGUUGAACUGCUAAAAAAAGUUAUACAAUACAAUGCCUCUUGCGCAAAAGCCUACGAAUAUCUGGGUCACGUGAUGGAAAAAGAACAAAGCUAUGAAGAUGCAGCGAAUAAUUACGAACAAGCGUGGAAAUAUAGUCACGAAAAUAAUCCGAACAUAGGAUUUAAACUAGCUUUCAAUUAUCUGAAGUCUAAAAGAUACGUUGGAGCAAUUGAUGUUUGCCAAAAGGUAAUAGAUAAGAAUCCAAACUAUCCCAGGAUAAAGAAAGAAAUACUGGAGAAAGCAAGACAAAACAUUAGAACAUAA